AUGGCCCGUACGGAGGACUAUUUAGUCGAUCAUUCGGGCAGGUCAGUCCGCACAGCAGGUGAUGAGGAUGGGCAGAUGAUCGCCUGGAGAUUCGGAGACCUCAGACCGACUAGUGGAAAUAUCUCUGGGCCGUUCUCGAUAUGGUUAGAUCGAGCCAUAGGAUAUUCUUGUCCCUGUCUCACACGAGCUGCAUCAGAUGCUUACCUUGACAAGGUGUGCCUGGGGUUGGGCAUCGGGGUGUCCUCGGCUGUGUGGUUAGAGUUUACUACAUCAGGUCACCAGUCUACUUGCAGAAACAUCGCAUAUCAAGGGUCUCUGACCCUUGGUCACUUCCAAGCAGGGGCUAUGGUGCUGCCUCGGGACUCUCACCCAAAGGAUAGUUACUGUACGUUGACUGAAGACAAUAGCUUGCGCCUGGCUUCUCUUCACACAAACCCAAGAGACACUGCAGUAACGGUUUGUUUUCAAUGCUAUUCAUACUAUUGCCGCCGAGAAUGA
This is a messenger RNA of Aspergillus vadensis CBS 113365, 498 nucleotides long. RefSeq lists its product as uncharacterized. Lineage: Eukaryota; Fungi; Ascomycota; Eurotiomycetes; Eurotiales; Aspergillaceae. The transcript has 4 exons. The record is from RefSeq and is a predicted model, not a curated record. Bases 1 to 498 code for a protein of 165 amino acids.